AUGGACCCUGAGUCGAUUGUUUUAGAUUUGGACAAGUUGGUGAAUUUGCAAACAGAUCGUCACCAAGCCCUUAGGUCUGUUCUGCAGAAUUUUAGGAAGGACUCGCAAACGAGGAAAACUAGGAUUUAUCUAAAAAAAAGGUUGGAUCAGGUGGAGGAAUUACGGAACGCUUUUCGGGAGACGCACUCGGUGAUCGUUAAUUUAGAUGGAUUUGAUGAUUCAAGUUAUGCUGCGAAGAAUUUCCAUUCAGAAUUCGAGGAGCGUUACAUGGACGCCUACUGCGCUCUCGCCGAAGACUUCGACAAGCUUGGACCAGAAACUACUGCGCCACCAGCAGCAGCCGGGAACGCCGAUCCGGAGUUGCGAGUAAACAUGCCGCAAAUGACGGUACCUAAAUUUUCGGGUGCGUGUGUGGACUGGCCAGGCUACUACGAUGCCUUCACAAGCCUAAUACAUAACAACCACAAUUUGAGCAAUGUCCAAAGAUUGCACUUUCUCAAGGAUUCACUGCCAAUUGGCCGUGACAAUGACAUUCGUCAAAUGCAGCUCACGGAUGUAAACUAUGCAGUGGCGUGGGGAAUGAUGAUCAAGAGGUACAAUAAUCCUCGACUCGUUUUCUCGCACCAUAUGAACGCAAUAUAUGCGUUGCCCAGACUACAAAAGGAUACUACCGAUUCUAUACGGUCGAUGCUAAGCACGGUCAAUGUUUGCCUAGCUGCCUUCCGCCGCGUUCAAGCCUUGGACGGGGAAUCGCAGCACUGGUUGGCGCAUUACGUAGCAUCGAAGUUGCCCAAGGAGACACACAACGCUUGGGAGCACCACCAAGGAAGCUCUUCAACGGUUCCGUCCUAUAAGGAUUUGGAAUCAUUCUUGAACGAUCGGCUAGUCAUAAUGGAUGCGAUUGAGAAUCGAAGCUCGUCGUACGACUCCAAUGCUGGCCUAGGUUCAACAGACCCGGUUAAACGCGUGCGAGUGCAUAAUGCACAGGAGCAUGUAAAGCGUUCGAACAGCGCAUGUUAUCACUGUGGCGGCGACCACAUCUUGCGUCGUUGUCCACUUUUCUUGCAGUUGGACUGUUACAGGCGCAAGGACAUAGUCAGCAGGGCUAAAUUAUGUGUCAAUUGCCUGAGUAAGUCGCAUGCCCUGUCUCGCUGCACCAGCAGCCAGAGCUGCCAAGUUUGCGGUCAGCGUCAUCAUACGUUGCUGCAUUUUCCGGUUCAGGCUCAGAACCAGCCAUCGAACCACGCGCAAUCGCAUUCUGCCCGGCCGCCGACACCGCAGUUUGUGACGCCAGCAUCCAUGGAAACAGUGUCGGAGCAGAAUCCGCACGCAUCCUACAGAUGUCAUUCGGCGACGUCAUCCGAAUUUUCCUCGAAGAAUGUACUCCUCGCUACGGCUCGUAUUAUGGUACAAAAUCCGACCAACGGCCUGCAGGCAGUAAUAAAUGCGCUCAUUGAUCAAGGAUCUGAGGCUACCAUAGUCUCCGAACACGUUGUUCAGUCCCUUCAUUUGAAACGAUCGGCAGCCAGAGCAUCUAUUUUUGGUGUAGGCCAAGGGAGCGGUGUUCGUUGCAAGUAUACGGCCAACUUUAAAAUUACCAGUAUUAUUAACCCCCAUUUUUCAUUAGAUGUAAAUUCCGCAUAUGUGCUCAACUCCGUAACAUCCUGCCUCCCCAGGCUUAGCUUUUCGCCGCGGCGAUGGAGUCACAUACAAGGGCUCCCGUUGGCGGAUCCAAAUUAUUACCGAUCGAAACGAGUGGAUCUCAUCGUGGGAGUGGACUUGUUGGCACAAAUCAUGCUGCCGGAUACGAGGAUUGGAUUGCCAGACGAGCCCAUAGCUCAAAAUACUCGUUUUGGAUGGUUACUGUCUGGGAGAGCAGAAGGAGUUAGGAAAUCUACGCAGUUACGCUGUCAUCUAGCAACUUUGGACACUGAAUCAUUGCUCAAGCGAUUCUGCGAAGUCGAGUCAGUUCCUGAUCGCUCGACAGAAACAGAGGAGGACCUCUGGUGCGAAACAUUUUUUCAGAAAACUCAUGUGCGUCGAUCAGAUGGCCGCUACGUGGUACGAUUGCCCUUUAAAACAUAUUUAGAUCCAGCAAUGGUUUUGGGGAGAUCUCAUCAAAUGGCGCUGAAUCGAUUUAUGCAACUGGAACGGCGUCUGUCAAACAAUCCGGAGCGGUGGAACAAAUAUGUGGAGGAGAUCGAGGAGUACUUUUCGCUUGAGCAAAUAGCGCCUGCGGUGGGCAGUGAAAGCAGUCUAGUGAAGCGCACAUCUGCGAAUAGGCAUGUAGCUUCCUGCGUACUCCCGCACCAUGCAGUCUUCAAGGAGGAACUCCAUUCGACCAAACAGAGAAUUGUUUUUGACGCCUCCUCACGAACUAGUAACGGGCGAUCAUUGAACGACAUACUUUGUACCGGACCCACUUUGCAGAACGACAUGUCGUCGGUUAUACUCAACUGGCGGAAAUAUCGUUUUGUUUUCACGGCGGAUAUACAAAAGAUGUAUCGCUGUAUAGAUGUGCACCCAGAAGACGCCCAAUAUCAGCGGAUUUUAUGGCGGGCGGCGGAUGGAGCCAUCAACGUUUAUGCAUUAUCGACACUAACCUUUGGGACGGCUUCAGCACCGUUCACGGCUAUCAGGGUUAUUCAACAGCUGGCGAAGGAUGAGCAGCUUUCAUUCCCUAAGGCGGAGGAGGUGCUGAUGAACGAGAUAUAUGUAGACGACAUUCUUUCUGGAGGACAUACUAUAGAAGAGGCAGAGGAAAAGCGACUUCAGGUAUCGGGUGCUAUAAAAUCCGCGCGCAUGGAGUUGCGAAAGUGGUCCAGCAACGAUUCGAGACUGUUGCUCUCGAUUCCGUCUGAGUAUCAUUGCAGUCAGACCCUGUUAAGUUGGGACACUACAGAUCCUAUUAAGGCUUUAGGAAUGUAUUGGCUCCCAAAGAGGGAUUGUUUUAAAUACCAGAUCAACUUCGAAAUUCCAGUCAGCUCCACUAAGAGGAUAAUCUUAUCCAGUAUAGCAAGGUUGUUUGACCCGCUGGGUCUCAUUGCGCCGGUCAUCAUUUCCGGAAAGCUAAUAUUGAAGGAGGUUACCAUGGCCAAGAAAAUGCAUGCAGACGGCUCGCAGACGGUUCUGGACUGGGACGAUGCGGUUCCUGAUAAUAUUGCAGAGCGAUGGCGAGGAUUUCGAGACGACUUGCUAAGGAUCGGCGAGAUAAGCAUAGAUCGGUGGAUCCAUUACACCCCAUCUUCAAUAUCCUCAGUUCAGAUGCAUGCGUUUUGCGAUGGAUCUUCCACUGCUGUGUAUCUAAGGGUGGAGCAUCAGGACGGAAGGUGCUAUUCUUCCGUGAUGGCUGCAAAAUCAAAGGUUACUCCUGCGAAGCCCUUAACUAUACCUCGAACAGAGUUAAGUGGAGCGGUAUUAGCCAUCAAGUUGGUAAGGUGGCUAACUUUGGCUAAGUGUCUGAGUUCCUUUCCGGUCCAGACUUUCUAUUGGACGGAUGCUACAAUUGUACUGCACUGGUUGCACGGGGAUGUCAAUAGAUGGAAGACCUUUGUCGCGAAUAGAGUCGCCUUCGUUUUGGAUCAUUCCUCGCCAGUUCAGUGGAGACACGUAGGCACUUCCGAGAAUCCAGCGGACUGCGCUACGCGAGGGCUCUCUCCCAUCGAGCUAAAGAACUUCGAGCUGUGGUGGCGAGGGCCAGAGUGGCUCGUGCGCAAUCAAGGCUUUUGGCCAUCGACAGAUUUCGGACAAGUUGGCGUUGACGACGCCGCGUUAGAGGCGAAAGUGGCCAAAGUGCGCGUUCACCAUGCAGUCGCGCAACCAUCGUUUCUUGAGAAAUUUUCUACACUCAGCCAGGCUUUAAGAGUCACAGGCUACAUCAUGCGUUUCAAGAACAACGCUGUCGGCAAGGAGGAGAAACGCAUUGGGCCCUUAAGUAUUGAGGAGCUCGACUACGCUUUGUUAGCGGUCGUGCGGAUCGUACAGCGCGAGUCGUUCGCAACCGACUUGUCUGCAGUUAGGGACUCCAAAAGGUUGCCCUCCCGAAGCAAGUUACUAAAUUUGUCGCCGGUCUUAGUGGAAGGCAUUUUGCGAGUGAGGGGACGACUUCGCCAUUCUAAUUUGUCGCACGAACGUCGUCAUCCAAUAAUCCUGCCAAGUUCUCAUCAUUUCACAGAAUUAGUAAUACGUCAUUCACACUAUCUAACGCUACACGGAGGUGCGCAGAUGACUUUGGCGCACACGCGUCAGCGAUUUUGGAUCCUGACAGGAAAGCAAGCAGUUCGAAGGAUUAUACGAAAAUGCGUUCGCUGCUUCAGAACGCGACCAACCACUACGACUCAGCUUAAGGGAGACUUGCCCGUUCAUCGAGUCAACCCUCCUAGUCGACCAUUCAUCGCAACUGGUGUCGACUACACAGGCGCGAUAGAGAUCAAAGCAGCGCGUCUACGAGGCACUAGCUUCUACAAGGGAUACAUCGCCGUUUUCAUUUGUCUCGCAACAAAGGCGGUUCAUUUGGAGGCUGUGACAGGUCUCACCACGGAGCAUUUUUUACUGGCUCUGGACAGUGACAACGGUACCAACUUCGUUGGUGCAGACAACGUAAUGAAGGCGGUGUACAGGCAGAUGCGAGCUGAUUACGAGCAGGUGAUCGCCCCUAAGCUUGCGACGCAGCGCACACAGUGGCACUUCAAUCCUCCUCUGUCACCUAACUUUGGUGGGCUUUGGGAGGCCAAUGUAAAGUCAGUUAAAUACCAUCUAAAGAGGGUCAUUGGAGAUCGACGGCUUACAUACGAAGAGUUGUCCACGGUCCUCGUAACCAUAGAAGCGUGUCUCAACUCAAGGCCGCUUUGCCCUCUGACAGCUGACGCGGACGAUCUAGAGGUGCUCACCCCCGCACACUUCCUCAUCGGAGACUCAAUGCUGGCGCCGCCGGAAUAUCAGCCGCAAUCCAGAUCCUUCGCAGAGCAGUUCCUUAUCCAGCAGGCGAUGAUACGACAUUUCUGGAAGGCUUGGAGUCGUGACUGGUUAGCGCAUCUACAGCAGAGACCAAAGUGGUGCCAAGAGGCUGAAAAUUUUCGUCUCGACGACCUUGUCAUCAUCAAGGACGACCGGUUCCCACCGUCACAAUGGUUACUCGGGCGUGUUAUGGAGUUGCACCCAGGGACAGACGCACUGGUCCGGGUGGUAACACUUAAAACCAAGCAGGGACAGCUGAAGCGAUCCGUAACAAAGCUCUGUCCUCUGCCAAUUCGGGCUUAG
Drosophila takahashii is the source of this 5259-nucleotide messenger RNA. Lineage: Eukaryota; Metazoa; Arthropoda; Insecta; Diptera; Drosophilidae. The record is from RefSeq and is a predicted model, not a curated record.